Daucus carota subsp. sativus is the source of this 432-nucleotide messenger RNA. RefSeq lists its product as uncharacterized. The record is from RefSeq and is a predicted model, not a curated record. Lineage: Eukaryota; Viridiplantae; Streptophyta; Magnoliopsida; Apiales; Apiaceae. The coding region runs from base 1 to 432 and encodes 143 amino acids. The transcript has a single exon.
AUGAAACAAGCGUCCGGCAACUACUAUUAUGGGAAAGCAACAACAAUGAAAGCAAUGAUUCGCCUAGCAGCCAAAACAAACAAGUACUCAGGCUACAAUUCUAAUUCAAGUGAGCCUACGGAUGACAUGAAAUCAACUAUUGAUCUGAGUGAUUUAGAGAAUAGCUCCGAGAAUAGCUCAGGGAGUGAUUCAGACUCAAGCUCCGGGAGUAAUUAUGUGAAACAGCGAAGUGAAACGAAGCGAAGCUCAGGCUACGGGUACGGCAGUUCUGAUGAAAGCGAUGGGAGUUCUGAUGACAAGACUACUUCUGAAACGACUGAUGGGACUACUAGCUCAGGUGGCAACGAUAGCAAUAACCAUAACAGCAACGAUAGCCAUAACAAAGAGCCUUUCCAUAAAGUCCCAAGGUAUGGAACCCCAGAAAGAGGCUAG